Aspergillus saccharolyticus JOP 1030-1 is the source of this 2094-nucleotide messenger RNA. Its product is annotated as putative UV radiation resistance protein (UVRAG). Gene Ontology annotation, biological process: SNARE complex assembly. The record is from RefSeq and is a predicted model, not a curated record. Bases 262 to 2094 code for a protein of 610 amino acids. Lineage: Eukaryota; Fungi; Ascomycota; Eurotiomycetes; Eurotiales; Aspergillaceae. The transcript has 2 exons. Gene Ontology annotation, cellular component: endosome; lytic vacuole. Gene Ontology annotation, molecular function: SNARE binding.
UUACUAUCUCCCCCUCCUCUUUUCUAGACAUCAUCAGUUCUUCAGAACUGAUUCUACCUUAUUCUAAUCACGCUCUCUUCUUGGGGUUCAGUGACUUCCAGGAAUCUGAACAGUGUACCAGAUCGCCGCCAAUUCGAAUUCCUACUGUAUUACCGUCCGAUCUUCAUUGCCUGACUGUCCCCCGUCUAGGAUGAUCGCAUCAAUCCCGCCUGCGCAGUGCGACAGCUAAGCUUGCUUUCGCCUCUUAAGUCGCCGACCGCAAUGGCCGACGACAAUGCAGGCGACCGUCGUGAUAGACCCUGGCAGUUUCCAUUGAACCGUAAGCUGCGACAUCUCCAGAGCAUCUCCGUCCGCAACCUCGUCGUCACACCACCCUCCAAACCUCGCGGAAAAACCAUUGAUGACGAAGAUGUCCCCAAUUCCCUGCAGUCGCCUUUCAAGGUUCCUAUCGCCGAUGUGAACGACUCGCUGCACCCUUCACGGUCCUUCACCGAUCUCAAGUCGUCGGCAACCACCAACUAUCGUCACGGAAACCAUGAGCCGGCCGCAGCAGCAGCAGCAGCAGCACCUCCAAUGCGGCAAUGGCAUCGAAGGAACACCAUGCCAUGGAGCGCCCCUAAUCCUCGCGCGCGACAGACCAAACUGGAAGAGAUCACAAGCAGUCGCAUGGCCGACACCUGGUUCUCCCUCCACUGCGACGGGAUCGAGGAGCCGGUCUACAUCAGCGAGCCCGUGGAGCAUGCUACCAACCCCAGCUUCCGCUCCUUCGAUCUCAACAUGUGCGGGCCGUCAGUGUCUCGUCGGGAUCAUCUGGUCGUGAAGCUUUGGGCCAAGACCCGCGCAAUGGGUGAUUAUGUGCUGCUGGUGGAGCUGCGAUUGUGUUUGCAAUCUCUACAAUUCUUGGGCAAGUCGCUGGAUACUUUCCACCAGCCACUGCCGGCCAACUCCAUCCUCUUCCACUUUGCAGACGGUGUGUACACGAACCUGACGGAUCUCCCACCGGUCCUGGCCGCUGCGCCCCUGCACCACCCCAGAGCGGCGGAUGGCGCUGCCGUCUCCACCUCUUCGUACGAGGCGCUGAUGAAACUGGCCAACCUGGACGAGUGCAUCCAAGACGCGCUAACGACUCGGGAUCGCAUUGAGGCGCAGAUCAAUUCCAUCAUUGAGCGGGACCAGCGUGAGGUGACUGCCCCGGGUAAUCUCUCGCAGGCCCGUAACAAACUCGCCCUCACGAAACAUGCCAUUGCUACUGAGCGCAAGCGUCUUCACAGUGCCGCAAGACGCAAGGAGGAUUUGGUACAUAGUAUCAAGGUCCGAAGGGACGCUAUGGCGCAUGGGCGUGAUAGCCAAGCCAAUUCGCAGAGCCACCUUCCCGACGCGCAGUCCAAGCUGCGCUCCAGUGCCAGGCUCUUAGAGAAGAACACCGAGGACUCCAAGGGCCAGAUCCGGCGCAUCUCGGAGGACUUGUUGGCGAUUUACCCGAUCGAGCCCAUUCCAGACCAGCCACUUGCGUUCACGAUCGCUGGUCUGCCAUUACCCAACUCGAACUUCACCGACGUCGACCGCGACGAGGUGGCGGCGGCCCUGGGAUACACCGCCCACCUGGUCUAUCUGCUAUCCUUCUAUCUUUCCACUCCCAUCCCGUACCCGAUCAAUCCGUAUCUCUCCCGGUCGUUCAUUCAGGACCCGGUGUCUGUAUCGCUCCCCCAGAGGACGUUCCCGCUUCACCCGGCCAGCGUGCAAUACCGGUUCGAAUACGGGGUGUUUCUGCUGAACAAGGACAUUGAGUUCUUGCUGAACCGGCAGGGGCUCCGUGUUCUGGACAUCCGACAUACGCUGCCAAACCUCAAAUUUCUGCUCUACAUGCUCACGGCCAGCACGGGGGAGAUUCCAGCUCGAAAGGCCGGGGGCAUCCGUGGGCUUCUCCCGGGCCGGCUGACUCCCAGUCUGUCUCGACGUGGCAGCGAGGAGAGUGUGGCAACUCGCGAAACGGUAGUCUCUCGCAAGCCGACGGGCCCCGCGGCUUCGCAGAUGAAUGGGGGCUUGAUGGUUUCUAACUUGCCCAGCACAGUCACGGCUUCUUCGGUUGCCUGA